This is a messenger RNA of Corapipo altera (White-ruffed manakin), 624 nucleotides long. RefSeq names its product coiled-coil domain containing 12 (gene CCDC12). The transcript is spliced from 7 exons. NCBI's taxonomy places the organism in Eukaryota, Metazoa, Chordata, Aves, Passeriformes, Pipridae. Gene Ontology annotation, cellular component: U2-type spliceosomal complex; post-mRNA release spliceosomal complex. The coding region runs from base 16 to 504 and encodes 162 amino acids. The record is from RefSeq and is a predicted model, not a curated record.
GUCCGUGAAACUGGGAUGGUUCCAAAGCACCUGAGGGAUGGUGGGAAGAGAAACGAGCACGAAGGGUUGGGAAAGAACUCGGCAAUUCCGCAGAUCCAGACCAAGGACGGUGGGGAACGUGAAAACAAAAUUCCCAGGCAGGAGGAGGACGAGGAGCCCGUCAAGCACAGGGAGAUCAAACUGCGGAAUUACGAGCCCGAGGAUGAGGAGCUGAAGAAGAGGAAGCUGCCCCCGGGAAAACCGGCCUCAGUGGAGGACACGGUGAAGGAGCAGCUGGAAGCUGCCAAGCCCGAGCCCAUCAUCGAUGAGGUGGAUCUGGCAAACCUGGCUCCCAGGAAACCCGACUGGGAUUUGAAGCGGGAUGUGUCCAAGAAGCUGGAGAAGCUGGAGAAGAGGACCCAGAGAGCCAUCGCGGAGCUGAUCCGAGAGAGGCUGAAGGGGCAGGAGGAGGAGUUGGCGUCUGCCGUGGGAUCAGCAAAGCAGGAGGGAUCCGACUCCGACUGAGGGAUCCGUCGGCAGCCUCGGAGCCGGCUCCAGCUCCCGCCCCGUUCCCUCGGGGUGACCCCCGGGACACACUCGGCCCUUUCCCAGGAGUUCCCAAAUCCUGCCGUGCCUGGAGGGGAG